Messenger RNA from Molossus molossus (Pallas's mastiff bat), 471 nucleotides. Its product is annotated as WAP four-disulfide core domain protein 18-like. Bases 1 to 282 code for a protein of 93 amino acids. NCBI's taxonomy places the organism in Eukaryota, Metazoa, Chordata, Mammalia, Chiroptera, Molossidae. Gene Ontology annotation, molecular function: peptidase inhibitor activity. Gene Ontology annotation, cellular component: extracellular region. The record is from RefSeq and is a predicted model, not a curated record. Gene Ontology annotation, biological process: antibacterial humoral response; innate immune response. The transcript is spliced from 3 exons.
AUGAAGACAGGUUCAGUGUUUGUUCUAGUGGUUUUCGUCAUCGUGGCGAUGGAGAUGGCCUUCGCUCGGAUACCUAUUGUCAAAGGGCGACCAAGACCUGGAGCCUGCCCUGAGGUGCCCAGAGGAAUGGCUGGGACUUGUGCUGAACAAUGCUUUGGAGACGACUCAUGUCCCAAGGGAAUGAAAUGCUGCAGCAAUGGGUGUGGUCAUGUCUGCAAAGUUGCUGUCCCUAAAAAAAGCGGCUUUGGUGGCCAUGUUAAUGAUGGAUGGGGUGUUUAUUAAGCAUGCCUAGAGACCAGCUCCAGAAUAUUUCUCAUGAAUCCAUGAUGCUUGGCAUAACAAGACUUCCAUAAACCAUUCCUGGCUAUUAUCUAUCCCUGGACUUGCAGCCCUAGAAGAUGAAGAUCUAAAGUGGUGGAGUGACAACUUCUAAAUAGCUUGUAUCCAAAAUAAACCUUAUCUGUGACAUUA